This is a messenger RNA of Daucus carota subsp. sativus, 1536 nucleotides long. RefSeq lists its product as uncharacterized. Bases 1 to 1536 code for a protein of 511 amino acids. The record is from RefSeq and is a predicted model, not a curated record. NCBI's taxonomy places the organism in Eukaryota, Viridiplantae, Streptophyta, Magnoliopsida, Apiales, Apiaceae. The transcript has 2 exons.
AUGGCUUAUAUGAAUGCUAUCGGUUGUAGUAAAGGUCUCUCAAAUUCUAGACCUCCUCUAUUUGAUGGCACAAACUUUGCUACUUGGAAAACUAGAUUUAAAAUAUAUGCAAGAUCUCAAGGAGUCAAAGUUUGGAUGGCCAUAGAAGAUGGUACUAUUAUACCGAGUAAAAUUGUCGACGAUGUUACCAUCAAAAAGAAAGUAAGUGAAUACACUCACGAAGAAGAAGAUAGAAUGAAUAUUGCCGCAAAAGCGGAAAUGGUUCUUACAAGUGCACUUACGGAAAAAGAAUAUAAACGAAUAAACAAUUGCAAGUCGGCACAAGAAAUGUGGAACAAAUUAGUGGUAACCUAUGAAUGUACUACCGAUAUAAAAGAUUCUCGAAUGGACACAUUGAUCCAAGAAUACGAGAACUUUAAACUCCAAGAUGGAGAAAAUAUCAUCGAUAUGGAAACAAGAUUUACUCGAAUAAUCGAUGAACUAUCUCAACUCGGAAAGAACUAUACACAAAAUGAAAAGAAUCAUAGAUUUCUUAAAUCUUUACCUCCGAGUUGGAAAGUGAAAGUCACUACUAUUAAAGAGAUGCAUAAUCUCAAUGACUAUCACAUUGAUAACCUAUUCGGAAACCUUCGUGCUUACGAAGAAGAUAAUAUUCCGAAUGUUGUUGUUCCCAAAGUGGAAGACAAGAAGAAAAAUAUGGCACUAAAGGCUAUAUUAAUUGACGAAGAAGAAAAUGAUGAAGAAUUAAAUGAAGAACUUCAAAAUCUCGACGAAAGCGAAAUUGCUUUACUCAUGAGACAACUUCGUCGUGUGCUUCAAAGCAAAGCACAAAGGAUUCUCGUGGCCGAAAAUGGUUGGGAUUUAAGUGAAGAUGAGGAACCUCCCGAAGCAAGUGAAGAAGUGGUUAAUCUAUGUUUGAUGGCAAUUGAAGAUGCUACAUCAACAGAUCCUUCCACUACUAACCAAGAGGUAAGUAUUUCUGCACCAACUUUAGUUGAUAUUCCUCUUCUUAAACUCUCUAGUUUAAACUUGCUAAAUAUGGAAAAAGAUGAAUUGAUCAAGUUGCUAGUUGAAAUAAAUACUCGAUAUGACUAUCUUGAUCAAUUAUUUUUAUCUACUUGGUCCGAGAAAGAAAAACUUGAAGAUGUAUAUCAAACUCAACAAAAAGAGUUUUCUCGGAUAAAGGAAUCAAAUAUUAAACUUGAAGAACAAAUGGUAUCUCUUCAAGAUUCCUUUAAUCUUGACAACAACAAGACCAAGAAUGAAAUUACAAAAUUGGAAGUUGAAAAUAUUUCCUUGUUGUUACAAGAGGAAGAAAUGGAAGAUGAGAAGCUUAAAUUAAAUGAAAACAUUCGAAAGCUUCAUGUUGAUUUACUAAAUCUUAAAAUAUUAAACGAGUCAAUGACUCAAGAAAAAUCAACUACGAGUUAUCAAAAAGAUAAACUCGAAAAAGAAUUUGCUCAUGUCCUUGAAGAUAAAGAAAAAGAUUUUAAAAUAGAAACUCAAAAACUCAAGGAUGCUCAUUCAACAUCUUAG